Dreissena polymorpha is the source of this 9995-nucleotide messenger RNA. RefSeq lists its product as uncharacterized. Gene Ontology annotation, molecular function: helicase activity. The coding region runs from base 135 to 8036 and encodes 2633 amino acids. Gene Ontology annotation, biological process: regulatory ncRNA-mediated post-transcriptional gene silencing. Lineage: Eukaryota; Metazoa; Mollusca; Bivalvia; Myida; Dreissenidae. Gene Ontology annotation, cellular component: P granule; cytosol. The record is from RefSeq and is a predicted model, not a curated record. The transcript has 44 exons.
AGAGGACAUUCCUAAUCAAAACGGUUAAAUUAAUAUUAUACAGGUCAACCAGUCAAAGAUCAAGGCGAAAGUGUUCCAAACAAUAUAUAGAGGAUGCUUAGAAUCACUAACAUGAAGAUGCUGCCGUAGUCAUCAUGUCAGAGUGCGCACUGUAUCAAAAUGGUUAUUUUAAAAACUGGCUUAAGUGCUGUAUGUGUCUACGACACCUCCACGAUGGGUUGCACGAUUUUGUUCACGCAAAUAUCCAAGAUCAGCACAAAUGCUUGCUCCUUAUGGUCGAGCGAACAUGUAAAUUGAACGAAAAAUACUCUUGCAGUGAGUGCACCAUCGACAAUCUGCUACCCAAUCAUGAUAAGACAAAAUGUCCUCAGAAAAAGUCAAAACAAGUGUGUAAUUGUUUCAAAAUUGAGGGGAAACGAAAAUGUCCACAGAAUGGGGCAUGUGGACAUAUGUUAGAUUUAACAAUUAAGAGACACGUCUUAAACCAACCGAAUUGGAAAAAUACCGAUUUUAGACAAUGGUUUGAAAACUCUUGGGAAUUCGGAAAGUGUUUCACGAAUGGCACAGGACUAUUCGGCAUCGGGUCAUCAAUAUGUACCGAUGCAUCAGGGCUGAUAAGCAUUUGUCUGAAUAACAUAGAGAUCAAGCAGAAGUUGUCCUCCCCGGAUGUGUUAGCAGAGAUGAUAAAAACCCGCAACAAGCUUCUACACUCCAGUAAACUAGAAGUUGGGGAUACAGAGCUUUGCACCGUGUUUGAUUUAAUAAAGGGCAUUUUAAGUGACCCGAUUUUGGCGUAUGAUGUCAAAGCAAAAGCGUCUCUGGAAGAAAUCGAGAAGCUGCGGAAUGACACCUUUUUAAUAACUUCUGAGCACAAUGUUGCUGUAAGAAAAAUGAACUUACAUGCAAUAGCAGAAAGGAAAGAAGAAAUUGAAGAGGAACUGAAAGAAAUAGAGGAAAGCCACCACACAGAUACGUCAGAUUCGGAUGAUGUUUUAAGCAAAGAAAAUGACCUGAACAAAGAGCUUGCAGAUUUAAAAGUGGUGCAAGAUAAACAUUUUGCCUCUCUUGUUGCUUUCAUUAAUCAGUUGGAGGAAAAUUUGAAAGACCAUAAAAAAGACCUAGAAGUUAUUCAAUGUCGGAUGAAAACACACAAUGCCUUACUUGAAGCAGUUGUCAAGACAUUAGACGAGCACGGAAAAACACUCAAAGAUAUAGGAAAAGAUGUGUCCGAAGUUCUCAACCAAGUGAAUCUAUUAAGCACAAAGGACCACGUUGAUAUAAAUAAAAUUCCUAUUCCAUAUGUUCGUGUCGUUAUACAAUUGCAAAACGCACGGGAAAAACAAGAAGAGACGGUAUUUAGCUACUUUGUUAAUGUGGGGAAAAUUUUGAAUGGCGAAGACAGCAGCAACAAUAAUAACUUGCAUACGCCUGUAGUUGCUGCACUAACACAUUCUUUGCAAGAAAUAACAGGUGAUUCCAAAGAUAUUGAAGACAUCAAACACGAAUGCAUAGCGAUAUAUAUCCAGUGUUAUUCCUUGCAAUCACUCGUGGCUCUGAUAAACGAUUACAUGUCUGGUGAACUUAGUGCCAAGUUUCGUCCUUUUGUGUUGGAACUUCAGAAAAUAUGCGGUUACGAAAACGUUGACUUGGAAGUUUCCAUUUUCGAAAAGGAUUUCGUACAAUGUCUGGAUAAAUUCCUAUUAAAGGUUAAACGGCGCUUAGGAAAAAUCACAUACGAUGUCAUCAAAUCUGCGGUGCAAGAUUUUGUUAGUGUGGAUUCUUCGAGAGGCGAUCAAAGCAUUGAAAUGAAUAUUACGGGUGGUUUGGAGGAUCAGGGAGCUCUUUCAGAAUCAACGUACGAUCCAAAAUCCGACGAGGAAUGUGAAUGUGCUGAGUCACUGAUAAGCGAUGGCAGCGAUUCGUCGGGUGAAUUAAGAUCUGGAGACGAUAACGUUGACACAGAUGAUAAAAUCUGCUUGGAAAGCAAAUUGCUAAAUACUGAUGCACACAAGAAAGGGCACUCUCUUGAAGAUGAAUGUGACAUGCAAGAAAUGUAUGAAGAGCGGAAACAAGAAGAACUAAAAGUAAAAAAAGAUAUGGCUGUUAAUAAUACUGAGAUGAAAUUUGGGAUUGGACCUGAGGGCUCUCUAUAUGAAUGUACAGAUGCAACGUGUAAUCAACCAGUUGAAAUCCCUAAAAGAAGUGAGGUGAUAACAGUGGUAAACGAAGAACCUGGUCACUCUGUGCCACAAACAAGCGGCAUGGAACAGUCCAAGCAAGGUUUGAGAGACACGCAUCAUACAUUAAUUAAACAGAUUAGAGCUUAUGAACAUGAGGGAAAGGAAGAGGCAUUCGAUUGUUCGACUAGUAAUGGUAAAGAAUUUCCGUUGCAAUACACUGUUAUACGCACACAAAAUGAUAACAAACAAACACUAAACAAAGCAACGGACGAUUCUAUGCAAAAUAGGAGCAAACGUGUCUUUUAUCAAAAUAAAGAUAUAUACAAACCCAGUAAUGAACGUUCGCUUGUAUUGAACAACACAAACGCCAGCAACGAUUCAGAGGUGCAAACUGUUGAUGGCCUUGACGACAUAUCUGAAACAAAAAUGGAUUCGGAAAUCAUACAGACUUUGCAUUAUGAAAACAUCAACGUAUCUAGAAAUACAUGUGAUUUUAAACCAAAUAACGAUAAUAAUGUUACGCUAAGUAAUAAAAAUAAAAAUAUGCAUGCUGAUGCUGGCGAUGGAUAUCAUGAAGACGAGGAAGUAGAAGUAAAAGAGGAUGAAGACACAGAUAGUGAUGAAAGAGAUGAAAGCGAAGAAAACUUAGAAAAGGGACAAAAGAACGAAUCCGACAAAGAGACAGACAAAGAAGGAGAAUGCGAAAUUUCAGUAGCGAAUUUAAAAACAAGUGGACAUUUCGAUUUUCCAUACAACGAAGAAAGUAAUGUAACAAAGACGACCAUCUUUGAAAGAAAGAACUCCGCAACCUACACAUUUAAUAACAAAAUGAAAGAUAUAGUAAAUCCAGACGUAAUGUUUCAAAGAAAAGAUUGCGCACACAUCACGGAACAAGAGAGGCCUCUUGAGAGUACUUCGGUACAUGCAAAACAUUAUGAUGAAAAUUAUUGUGCUAAAACGAUGAUCGAUGGAUUUCCUGACAAACUUGACUGUUACCGCAUAACGUUGGAACAAGAUCUAGAACAGGUUACAAGUAGCAAGAUAUAUAGAACAACGUGGGACUUUCAGAUAGAAAGCAGGAUGCCUUUGAAAGAAGUGUCCUUGAUGGAAUGUGAUACAGCUUUCAACAUUUCUGGAAUAACCGAUGGCGAUAAAGCUGUUCCUGAUAUCCCAUGUAUGUGCCAGAAAUGGACGAAUAAUGCAUCCUGCGAUGGCAUGUGCAAAUAUUCUGUAAAGGUGCAUUUCAAUUCUCUCUGCUACGGAAAGUUUCAACAAACAGUAAAAUUUGACUUCGGAAGUGAAGUUGGAAAAAAGACAAUGCGGAUUACCAUGAAAGCGAUAGAAGAUAUUAAACAAAUAAAGUCGGAGUACCUUACGUACCACGGAAAACAAUGGAAUUCAGAUUGUUAUGAUAUAAUACCAUUUAAUCCAAACAACCUAUCUAACGCUAAGGAAGAUCAUCUAGAUAAGUAUUCACUUCUCAGCCUUAGUACAGAUGAAUAUGCAACGGACGUUUCUGGAGAAUCAACCCGUGAGAAUUACAAGCUUGCAAUGCACAAACUGUUGUUUGCUGAAGAAUUUGACCGUAAACAGAGGAUAGCUGAGUUUGACAUGAGCACGUGUUUGACGCAUGUAUCCGAAAGUUCAGUUGUAACCAACUUCGAAGGAAGGGUCCAAAGGCAAGAUAAGCUCUUUGCAAACAUACAACUAAACGACGAAUUUAAGGCCGACACGCUUGCUGCACAGCUGCUAUUUCGAGAUACAAAUUACGUUCUAAUAAGACCUUUGACAGAUGAUACGAAAACAAAGGUAUACGAGGUUUUGAUUUUAAGAUUACAAAAAGAUUCGAUAGUUGUGCAAGUAACAGACACAUUUGUGAACGAUGUGGACUUUUCAAGCAAAAAAGAAAUACCUAUAGAGGUUCAAAUGCAGCUGAAUCGCUCAAACCUAUUGAACAUGCACAAAGCGAUAGACAACCUGGAUGGACUUCAUUUGGUUCUGCCUGAGAAUUUUCCACAUUUAGAUAUCUCAGAAACGCCAAUGUCUCCUAUAGACGAGGAUUUAGAUAAAUGCAACAAGAACCAGCGUGAUGCGAUUCGGAAGGCUGCCGUGACAGGUGUUAUGGAAGCUCCACCAUUACUGAUUGUUGGACCUUUUGGCACAGGAAAAACGUUUACUAUUGCUCAAGCCACCAAGUAUAUCAUUCAUAAGGAAUCGUCAGCAAGGGUCCUUAUAUGCACUCAUUCUAAUAGCGAAGCCGAUAUUUAUAUAAAGGAAUAUUUCCAUUCGUACGUUAAAUCGGGACAUGAAGAGGCGCGACCAUUACGGGUGGUAUUCCAGCAUCGGUGGGCACAUACUGUUUCAGAAGAUGUCAAGCCAUAUUGCUUACUAACCAACGAUGUCCCAUACCCACAUUUCAGGGAACCUACAAUUGACGACAUUAAGACUAGCAGAAUUGUUGUGACGACAAUGGGCACUGCAGACGUAUUGACACGUGUGGUACCUAAAGGGUAUUUCACUCACAUUUUUCUGGAUGAAGCGGCGCAAGUUCUAGAGACAGAACUUCUUGUUCCUUUGUCAAUUGCGGGGCCUGAAACGCGAGUGAUUUUGGCUGGGGACUAUAUGCAGAUGAGCCCUGUUCUGUACUCCAAAGUUUGCCGUAAAAACGAUUUUCAAACAUCUUUAAUAGAACGACUUAAUAAAUCCUAUCCAAAAGGCAGCGUCUACAAGAUAAUUUUGUGUGAAAACUAUCGAUCAAAUUCAGCAAUAGUCGACUUCACGUCAGCCUUUUACGAUUACCCACUUAAAGCUGUCAAAAACCAACCGCGACAUGACGAACUUUAUCCGUUGGCUUUCUUCGCAGUAAGGGGAGAGGAAAAGAUGUUAGAAGAUGAUGUCAAGUCCGGUUAUUACAACGAAGACGAGGUUCAAGAAGUGGUAGAGCAGGUCCAAUUUUUGACACAAUAUAGGACAAAGGCGUGGACAGAACUUUCUGAGAAUGAUAUUUGUGUCGUGGCUCCAUAUCACCUUCAAGUUAUGUACAUCAGGCAAGAACUUCGCAAAAACCGACUUUCGUCUGUCUGCGUUGAGAGAAUAGAUAAUGUGCAAGGAAAGGAGUUUAUGGUAAUUAUAAUAAGCACAGUGCGUACAAAGGCGCCGAUAGAUGAAGACGACGAGCUUGAUCUGGGAUUUUUGUCCAACAUACGACUGUGCAACACAGCCAUGACUCGUGCCCAGUCCCUAAUCAUAACAGUCGGGGAUCCGUUUGCCUUGUGCGGUUUUGGCCAAUGCAGGGAUUUCUGGAAAUGUUACAUUGAACAAUGCAACGACUCGCGAUCUUUAAUUGGUAUUGAAUGGAGACGGUUUCAAUUCAAAUGUGAAAAAGAUACUCAAAAUCGGACUUUGCCCACCGCAUUUCCAUUCCUCCCCAAACAGACAAGAUCACACCUUGACAACAGAAGAAUGACAGUUGAUUUGCAGAAAUGUGAAUCAAACAUAAAGUCAAAUGAGCACUCGACUCUAAGGAUUACGACAUUACAUGAUCUUAUAGACGAUUAUCUGAAGCAAUCAAAGCAAACAAUUGAACAGUUCAAUAGUAUUGCCGACACGAAUACAAGUUCUUUGGAACAUGACAAUUUGGUACAUCUUCAACCGCAACAAAACUCAUUGUCUGGUCCUAGCUAUCAAGAGACUUCAACGUCAGAUUUAAGAAAUCAACAACACCCUUUUAUUGCCUUGAGCAACCAACAACCUUUGACAUAUUCAAGCAAUCAACAGAGCACGGCAGGUUUCAGUCAACAUGAUAGCUCAAUCUCGGUAGAGAACCCUUUGCCUGAUGUUACCACCCCAAUAUACGCAUUACCUGGAGAAUCUCUACAGCACAGCCAAAAUUCGAUUCUAUCACAGGGUUUCAGCCCAGCAUCGAGGCUUAACCAGCAAUAUACUGCCAUACCAGGACGCCAACAGAACGCAACAAUAUCAGGACCAAAUAAUACACAUUUGCAACAUAACACCGUUCCGAGUGUUGGCUUUCAGUCCGGUUAUGUUCCAAACAUAAACAGUCUACCAAGUCACUUGAACGGCUUUGGUACAUUUGGAUUCUCGCAAAAUGCGGUGCAAAGUAUUUCAAAUUCUUUGAAUGAGUCGCAGCCGACAAGCAUGAACUAUAAUUUGAGACAAUCGCAAAAUGCGAACAAUUUUCAACCGCCCAAUAAUGUGGCAUUCUUCGAGAGCCAGACGCAGGGUCAUCUCUUGUCCGGAGCACCAGCGUACAAUCAAAUGCCUAAUCAACCGCCAUACAAUGCGUUUGGAUUUUCACCCCAAUACAGCUAUUUACCACAGCAAACACACAAUUCAUAUGGUUGGCGUCCACCUGGCUACAACAAUAUUCCUAUGGAGAACAUACCGAGAAUCCCGUACAUGGGCAGUAAUGCCAUAUUUAUGAACGCCCCACAUCAUCUUCUAGGCCAAUCCAUCAUUAACGUGAGUCAUGGUCAGAUGCCAGAUCCAACCGGGAAUUCACUUCUUAGAGGGAUGAAUUCUGCACCAAAUGCCUUGUCAUUUUUUCCCUUGAGAUUUCCCAUGCAAGCAAAUGUAAGACCAGAAUUGCUCACGAGUGGAAAGGGACCCACAGCUCAAUUGACUGUAAAAAUGCCACCGCUUCCACAGCCUAUUGAUACGUCAAUGCAUACUUGCGUUAGCCAGGAUACCCUUCCAGAACAGACAUCAAACAGUCACAUGGAAAAGGGAAACGCUAAUAAUAACAUUUUAUCACCUUCUUUUGAAUCGUUACUAAAAGAAAGCAUGAUUCCGAUCUAUAUUUCAUCAACAAGUGGUGACCAGGGACAAUGUAAGGGAUUGGCGUCUAUGGAAAGUAAAGAGUCCGCAACAAAUCAUUGUUCUGAUGGAGUCAACAUUGUUCCGAAUGAAGGCAUUGAAUCAGUGACAAAAACAAAAAAUAAGACGGAGGCGUUCGAUGCAAAUAAUGCAAAAGUACAGAAUGUCAAUUUAUGCCCUCCGGAAGAUUCCAGUAAAAACGCUUCCGGCAAUGAGUUUUCUCCAAUGUCAAUGAGAAGUAGAAAAAAAUCAGAAUCACACAUCGAUGAAAAAACAAGCAACGACAAGCUUAAAGAAUCACCGAAAUCAUGCAACUUCCAUAACGAUAUGACAACCACAAAGAAAACUCUCAAAGAUAUGGCAGUCACCGACAAAAACUGCGAUAAAAAAAUCAUCGACGAUACCCAAAAUGAAAAGCAUAAUGACACAGAAGAACAGUUUGAACCUGUACAUAUGAAAUCAUAUUCUGAUGCACUACGCAUUAGUCCUGUGAAAAUUGAGGGCAAAACAAAGGUCAGUUCAGAACCGGGUAACGCCAAAAUUCGCACUAAGGCUGUCCAACAAGCAAAUUCAUCCAAAGCUUCGAAACGUCAACAACAUUCGUUUAAAACGCCCCAAAAGAAACAGAGUGAAAACAUUGAACGUAAAUGGAAUGCUGCACAAAAGAGGAGGACGUUGUCUGAAGGAACUGAAGAACACGAAACUCUGACAGAUUGGACAGAGAUUGGGGCCACAAAAAAGAGAAUUGCAACUGUGAUCGCACAGCAAGGUCAGUCCACUAGGCCUCAAGGUCAAAGUAGCACCCGUUUUACUCCGGAGUCGUCAAGCAUUCCGGCAGACCAAGACGUGAUGAAAAAGUCUGCACGACCAACGUUUGCUCAAUUCAUGCAAACUAACGAUGCUUUAAACCCGCCAAUAUCAAGAAAAACUAAGUCAAAAUAUGCGCACAAUAAUGAUUUCCACAAACUGAAAAAUCCAACUCUCGGCGAUUUCCUACCUAAAUCGGGAAGCAACUCCUAACUCUAAAUAGCGUGUAAAACACAUUAAGCUAGACCUGAUAUGUCUACGGCCAAAAGUGAUUCAUGUUUCUAUUUAGAUGGCGGGUUAAUCAUGAAUGUUAAUCAGUGACCUCACAAUAUGACAUAUAAAGAUUGGCAUGACUUUUUAAUUGACAUCUGCUGUCAUUUUCAAGACGUGGAGUUGCACGUAAGUCGGAAUCACAGUAUAACGACGAUAACGAAAAUGUAGGAAGUAUAGCACGGGAAAUUGGGUCAACAGUCGAGCUAAAAUUAAAUAUUAUAAAAGUAAAGUUUAAUAUUGCGCAUAUGUAACUUUACCAGCAUGGGUCUGUUAUGGAUCUUUUGAUUUAUUACAGAAAGUUGUUUUACUUUAUAAAACAGUGUCGUUGCUUGUCGAAGAUAUAUACAAAAUUGUAAGCAUCAUAUGUUAACAUACUUAUUUAUUGAUAUGUUCAAUUAUUAAUUUAUAAUUAUAUAUUUGUAUUAUUUGAUACAUUGUCUUUUUGAUUAUGUCCAUGUUUUGCUUACAAGUGUGUUUAACUUAUAUUGUCUCUUACUCAUAUGCACAUUUGCUACACUCGUUAAUAUCAUGAGAUUAUAUUUGGCGUACGGUUUGUAUGCAAACGUUUGUCUAUUCAAUUGACUUACACUUAGUUUUUGCUAUCAUUUGUAGUUUCUGCAUAGAAUGUCUCAUUUGUCUUCGUCUUUUUCCUGUUUACAUCGUGAUCUUGGUAUUUGCACAUACUCGUGUUUGUGUGUUUCCUGCUUUUUGCUGAUUAACGCGGGAAUUAUUUGAAGAAACAUAGCAAACAAUGAAACUAUAUAAGGAAAGAUAUUCGUGUUCUUACCCACUUCUUUACACGUGUUGUGUUGUAUUGACUUCACAAAUGCACAAUAUUUUUUUAUAAAUGUUUGAGCAACAACAAAAAGUUCCAAAUCUUAAAUUAAAAAGCUUUAUAAUCGCCAAACGUUUAUGCAAACUGUAAACGACCCCUCCCGUUACAACGCCUUUGUAAUAUUAAAUAAAAGUAAAAUUUUAAAUUAUAACUAAGUAUAAUUGUGUGUUUCCUAUUGGUAUUUGUUUUGUUUUAAAAGUUUAAAUUGUUUCUACAAAUAUUUUGCAACGAACUUUGUGAUUUAUAUGGCGACAAAGUGUCGAUAUUGUGUUUAUAAUGAACUUUAUUUUAAAUGUUGGUAAACAUAUUUUUAUAUCAACAGUGAUUAGAUUAUUGAUUUAUAAAACGAAGAUGAUGUUCUGCAUUAUCAUAAAUUAUUUGUUGUAGUCAACGCCGUGUAAUCCGUGUUUUUUUUACAAACAGUAUGACGCAUACAGUAUAUUUUCUAUAUAGCCAUUAAAGAGUGUACUUUUGUUAUAUAAAAGUCGGCUAUGUGUGAUCCUGAUUCGAUGAUCCAGAGUAUCCUCUUGGAAAUAUUACGUGAAGAUUUUGCAUUGUGUUUAUUGAAAUGUGCAAAGUCCAUAACUUUUUAAAUAACACUUAUAUAUCUCAAAAAGCGUUGAUUGAUAAAUUCAUCUUCUUAUACAGAUAUCUUGAUUGUCGGAUCUUGAUGUGCACACUUAAAAUCGUGAUGCUGCUGAUAAAGUAUCACAAUUCGCUCAAACUAUUUUUUAUAACUGGACUGAUCAAAAUCUUCACUAAAUUGUACACUACACGUGCCUUGUUAUUUCUCAACAGUGGAUUAAAAAUAAACUGAAAACAUAACUUACUUAACUUGGAUACUCUCGAUGUGGUGUCCUAUUAGGUCAAUAUAUCUAAAUACGGUAAUGUAUUGUUGUGAUAAUUUAUGUGAUGUAUGUACUUUGUAAUUGCUUGCGUGAUAAAUAUGAUUUAUAUCAAAUUGUAGAAAUGUCUUCAUCGUUGCUGAAUAUCUUCCACAUCGAUGAAAACUGUUGAUAUGUUUUAUAAUUGGUUGUUUAUAUAAACAUAAAAUUUAUUACUGA